Messenger RNA from Ogataea philodendri, 1044 nucleotides. RefSeq lists its product as uncharacterized. Gene Ontology annotation, biological process: tRNA 5'-leader removal. The record is from RefSeq and is a predicted model, not a curated record. Gene Ontology annotation, cellular component: ribonuclease P complex. NCBI's taxonomy places the organism in Eukaryota, Fungi, Ascomycota, Pichiomycetes, Pichiales, Pichiaceae. Bases 1 to 1044 code for a protein of 347 amino acids. The transcript has 2 exons.
AUGGUCCGUCUCAAGUCAAGAUACCUACUAUUUGAAAUACUGGACCCUGAGCCAGGAGAGACUUUCUAUGAGGAUCGAAAGAAUGCCAUUUUGGCUUUGCACAGACCAUGCGAUCCAAAAAUCACCCCCAAACUGCUAGUGCAGGAAAUCAGGAAGAGUUUACAAACAAAUUUUGGUGACUAUGGACUAUCAACAGCAGGCUCUUUAUCCAUCAAAUACUUUUCAAAUCGCACAUGCACAGGAAUCAUCCGAGUACACAGAGAAAAUGCACGUCACGUUGUGGCAGCGUUAACUUUUAUAAGCCAACUUCGAGGCCAAGAUGUUAUAAUCAAAUGCUCAAGCAUAAGCGGGUCGAUCAAGAAAUGCGAAGAUAGAGCCAUCCAGAUCUCGAAAUCCCUCAUGGUGGAAGUGAACUUACUUGGACUGUUUGAAGAAGACGAAGAUAACUCCUCCAACAAGGAACCCGUCCACGUCGGUCUUGUCCUUGAAGUCUUUGGCGUUCUUACCGCUCACAGAGCCACCGUACAAGAUUCUGACGCUCUCGGAUUGGGAACCGAUAACAGUACUCAAGUACUCUCUAAUGUCCUUGUGGAUUUCUUGUGCGUCUUCUGCGGUGGCAGCAAGACCGGUACCAAUAGCCCAAACAGGCUCGUAAGCGAUGACGAUGUUGGUCCAGUCGGAGACAACAUCGGUCACAGCCUUCAACUGUCUCUUGCAGACCUCGAGAGUCUUUCCAGCUUUCUUCUCCUCCAAGGUCUCACCAAUACACAAGAUCACCUUCAAACCGGAGUCCAAAGCAAACUUGGUCUUCGAAGCGAUCAAUUCGUCGGUCUCCUUGAAAAUGGUUCUUCUCUCAGAGUGUCCCAAGAUAACCCAUGGAAUACCCAAGUCCUUCAAAGAGACUGCGGAGAUUUCACCGGUGUAAGCACCGGAGGCCUUGUCAAAGCAGUUUUGGGCAGAAAUCUCAACGGUGGAUUGCUUGUUGUGCUCAGAAGCCCAGAAAAGGUAUGGGGCUGGAGGAGCAAUCACAACCUCCACAUUUGA